AUGCUAGAUGGGGUAGCUCUUGUGACUGGCGCAGGAUCUGGUAUUGGACGUCAAUUAUGCCUAGCCUAUGCUCGUUCAGGCUGUGAGGCUAUUGCACUUGCCGAUAUUAGAAUUGAAGGAGUGCGAGAAACCAUUUCGUUGAUUCAAGCCGAACAAAAUGAUGUGCAAACCUUGGCAAUAGAGGUAAAUGUUGCGAACGCUAGCUCUGUGAAGGAUAUGCUUUCAAGAAUUAUUGAAGUAUUUGGAAGAAUUGAUUAUGCCGCGAAUGUUGCCGGAAUCACAACAACUGCUCGAGUUCCUACCGCCCGCUAUCCACAUGCAGAGUACGACAAAAUCCUCGAAAUCAACACAAAGGGAAUCAUGAUCUGUAUGCAGGAAGAGAUUACCGCAAUGCAGAAGCAAAACCCCGUUUGCACUCCCGGAAUUGCCAAUAAGCGUCGAGCACAAAGAGGAAGCAUCAUCAACAUUGCCUCCAUUACUGGUGUUGCGGCUUUACAGAACAUGAUGCCGUACAAUGUUUCCAAGCAUGCUGUUAUAGGCUUAACCAAAUCGGCAGCCGUCGAUCAUGCUGUUCAGAACAUCCGUGUGAAUGCCAUCUGUCCGGGUAUGACUGAGACUCCUAUGGUCGCGGCUCGGCGCUCCAAUUCCUCGCCACAAGUGCCUAAAGGUUGGGCUGUGGAGGGCAAUGGAAGACAAAGACUUGCGAUUCCUGACGAAAUUGCUGACGUGUGCAUAUUUCUGAGUGGCUGUGGAGCCAGUUACAUGACUGGGACGUCGGUUAUUGUUGAUGCAGGACAUUUGGCAGCACUGCGCUAUGAGCAUCCCUCGCUUUGA
Messenger RNA from Penicillium cosmopolitanum, 834 nucleotides. RefSeq names its product SDR family NAD(P)-dependent oxidoreductase. Gene Ontology annotation, molecular function: oxidoreductase activity. The record is from RefSeq and is a predicted model, not a curated record. The transcript has 3 exons. NCBI's taxonomy places the organism in Eukaryota, Fungi, Ascomycota, Eurotiomycetes, Eurotiales, Aspergillaceae. The coding region runs from base 1 to 834 and encodes 277 amino acids.